Messenger RNA from Fragaria vesca subsp. vesca, 1041 nucleotides. RefSeq lists its product as uncharacterized. Bases 1 to 1041 code for a protein of 346 amino acids. Gene Ontology annotation, molecular function: protein binding. NCBI's taxonomy places the organism in Eukaryota, Viridiplantae, Streptophyta, Magnoliopsida, Rosales, Rosaceae. The transcript has a single exon. The record is from RefSeq and is a predicted model, not a curated record.
AUGAGAGGUAAAAGAGUAAAAAGACUACCAUCACGAUCAACAGAGGACGUCAUCAAACUUCCUGAUCUCCCUGAAGAAAUAAUAAUCGAAAUCCUUGUUCGUCUCCCUCGCAACUCAGUUGCUCAGAGCAAGUGUUUGUCCAAGCGUUGGUACACUGUCACCUCGAACCCUGAUUUCCUCGCUCGUUUUCUAAGCCUCCAAAGUGAAAUAAAAACCCCUCUUGAUAGUGGCAUGAUUUUCACAGACUAUAACCCACAAAGAUAUUAUUCGUUUACCGCAAUGUCCGAGCUUCCAAAAUCUGUCAAACACAGAUUGGGAAAGAGAGGGUCUUGCACAGUUCUGGCUACAUACAAUGACCUAGUUUUGUACUUACCGGAUAAUUACUACAACAUUUGCAAUCUACAUACCAUGCAAUGUGUUGCUCUUCCUCCAACUCUUCCUCACCACGACAACCUUGAGAUUGCAGAAGCGGGAUUUAUCUGUGAACCCUACUACAAAGAACAAAAUGAUAGUACUAGUAGAACUUUCAUCCUCAAUGAUGAGUAUAAGUGCCGUGUUGUGCUCAUUUAUGAAUUUACGAGUUCUACGAUCCAAAUCUGCAUGGACAUCUUUUUCUCUGAGACUGGUGAAUGGAGAGAGUUUGUUGUAUCCUGCCCCGUAACCGCAAGAGCUAGGUACUAUUGCAGUAUUGACAAUGGUGCUGCGAAACGUUCAUACAAUUAUAGUGGAGGCCUUGCCUACAAUGGAAAGUUGUAUUGGUUAGGUGAAGGCGGCAUCAUGGAGUUGGAUCCCUUGGCAUGUGACAGUGAUAGAAAUCUCAUCGAUCGGUGUUGUCGUUUCAUUGAAUUUCAAGUACUCUCCGGAAACCCUACGUUGGGGAGGAAAUACCUAGGUGUAUGCCGAGGGAGUAUGUGCCUCAUGUCGUGUCUUGGUAGAAACAAGUUUGAAAUCUACAAGUUGGAAUCAGGAAAUGAUGAUCAGUUGGACGAAGGCAGAUGGUGUUUUACACUUGCUACACAGUGGUGCUUGCCUCUCAACUAA